UCAGAGCUGUAGAGGACAUCCUUGAGGUGACGAGCGUACCCGUGUACCCGACUUCAUACGCCCCCGCGUUUGUGGAAUGGCUGCACUACAGAUUGUCAUUAUUAUGGAGUCUGUGCUCGAUCCUCCCUGUGGCUGUUCGCGCACCCUGUUCACGAGGUGGGGAAGUCAGGGUGAGUCUACCGGCCUCACGUCGCGGGAUUGGUUCGUUAUUUUAACCGCCACCUGUCGCUUGCUUGACACACUUCUCUGAAAGCCUCGCACCUGAACAGCGACAUCAUCACGUAUGAGGACGUACACUACGUCUUCUCAGUUCGUGAAAGCCACGUAGCACCUGCGCGGAGGAAUACUUGAGCAGACGGAGGGAGAGGCUGUUUCACAACUGCACGCAGCAUCAACAUGUCCAGUGAACACCGCGCAGGCAGCGGCUGGUUUCCUUCCAUCAAAACCGCGAUAUUCGUUGUAUUUGUUAGCAUCAUCUCGGUUUUUCUCUGCCGACACUUCUGGUCUGCUCCCGACGAUUUCCACACUCCGAACGCUCCGAGGGAUGUGGUGCUGCUGCAUCAGCUGGGCCAUGGCCUUCAGUGCCCCAGCCUGUCGCCCUUCGCCCUCAAGGUGGAGACUUACCUGCGCAUGAAUAACAUAUCGUACAAGAGCCUCUAUGACAGGAAAAUGGGACCCAAAGGGAAAAGUCCGUGGAUCGAAUACAACGGGGAGGUCAUUCCCGACAGCAGUUUCAUCAUCGCCUUCCUCAACCGACAGUUCAACAUCGACAUGAACGCCUUCCUGACGCCGCAUGACCGAGGAGUGGCCACUGCCCUGCAGCGGCUUGCGGAGGACAGCUUGUACUUUCAGCUCGGUCUCUGGAGAGCAGUUUACGACAAAGAGAAGGAAACGUUUCGUGGUAUUGGUCUUAAUUCUUUCUACAUUUGGAUGCUCGAAAGAAAGGCUAAGGACGACGCAUGGCAUCAUGGGAUUGGCCGGCACUCGGAAGAGGAAGUCGCUGUAAUAACCGAAAAGGACCUGUGGGCUCUCUCUGAAAUUUUAGGUGACAAACAUUUCUUUUUUGGUUCAACGCCCACGGAGGUGGACUGCACGCUUUUUGGCCAUUUGAGUCAGUUUGUGUGGCAAGCACGUCGUUCACCUGGCGAAAAGCUUAUUAACGAAAAGUUUCCCAACCUGAAGUCCUACUGUGAGAGAAUGAAAGAGAAAUUCUGGCCGGACUGGAACGAACUUCUCUUCCACGCUCAGCAAGACAAGAGUGCGAGUUCAUGAGUUCAUGAGCGAACGACUGUGUUUGCGCGAGUGCGCGCACGUGUUUUGAACUCCUUAACACUUUCUGGAAAAAACAUGUUGGCAGGGCAACCUUCACAAACACUGGCACACAACUCUUGGUGUUUCGAUUGUUAAAAUGGCAUUUGGUCGACUGACCUCCCCUCAUACCUGGACUACCUGCUAGCCCCCACCUCCCACAUUACAAAUGUUGAUUUAAUACUAGUGUUGGUCAAAACACUACCUUCCACUGCUGAUCUCAGAUUGAAGACAUUUUUGUGGUAAAUACUCGAUUCUAGAGGUUAGUCUUCAUAUUCUGCUGGAAUCCUAAAUUGAAAGACAAGGUGAGCGAGGAUGGAAACAUGCACGUGCGUUGUUGAGAGAUGGGAUGUAAAUAUUUAUGUAAAAGCUGGUCUACAUUAAAGUCUGUUUAUCUCGUUUUUCUUUCAUCGUGGAUGUUGCUCACAGUCACUUGUUAUACAAGGUUGUUUAUUAGUCAUCGAUGUGAUGCAGUGUAUUCAUUAGUCAUUGGGAUCCAAUGUUUUGUAAGUCGCUUAAAUCGCACUUGGACUUCAGUGUUCAACUGGUCUUUUUGAAUGUUGGCAUUUAAACUCCUCUUGAAAUAUUUCAUUAUCAUCGGUUUCACUAGAGCUAGGCGUGCUGUUUCUUGUGCCGAUGUAGCGAAACUGUAGCUUGGCAGACAUCAAGGUAACUGCACAUUCCUCAC
Pomacea canaliculata is the source of this 1996-nucleotide messenger RNA. RefSeq names its product failed axon connections homolog. NCBI's taxonomy places the organism in Eukaryota, Metazoa, Mollusca, Gastropoda, Architaenioglossa, Ampullariidae. The transcript is spliced from 7 exons. Gene Ontology annotation, cellular component: cytoplasm. The record is from RefSeq and is a predicted model, not a curated record. Bases 397 to 1272 code for a protein of 291 amino acids.